GCUCUUCGUUCAUCUCUCGCUCGCCCUGUCGCUCUCUCUCUCUCUCUCUCUCUUCUCUGUGUCUUGCAUGCAACGCGUUCGGAAUUUACCGAUCAUUUCCUUUUCUGACUACCUCUCUCCCCCUUUCUCUUUCUUCUUUAACGCUUUUCUGCCUUCUAUCUGAUGCUAAAGCCAUCUCCCUCCUCCUCCUCCAUUGUUCUAUCCUCUGUUUCCUUCUGUUUUUGGGUGGUUUCAUAAGAGGGGAAGAAAGGGAGGGAAGGGGAGAUCCAGAGAGCGAGAGUGAACAAGACGAGGGGGGAAGGAGGAAGAUGAAGAGUGCGGAGCAGGAGAAGUCUCUCUUCGGCAUAUCCCUCUCCACAAGGCCUAAGUGGCAGCAAUUCCUCCUAUGUACCUCCGGCUUCUUCUUCGGCUACCUGGUUAAUGGCAUAUGCGAGGAAUAUGUGUACAACCGUCUGGGUUUCAGCUAUGGGUGGUACUUCACAUUCGUGCAAUGUUUCGUUUAUUUGUUCUUAAUACACCUCCAAGGUUUCCGCAUAAAGCACAUGGUGAACCCAUGGAAGACCUAUGUGAAACUCUCUGCUGUUCUCAUGGGAUCACAUGGUUUAACCAAGGGAUCCCUUGCUUAUCUCAAUUACCCUGCCCAGUUAAUGUUUAAAUCAACCAAGGUUCUGCCCGUGAUGAUAAUGGGGGCGUUUAUCCCAGGAUUGAGAAGGAAAUACCCCUUCCAUGAAUAUGUAUCAGCUGUACUGCUAGUUAUUGGCCUGAUCCUUUUCACGUUAGCAGAUGCCAAUACCUCUCCAAAUUUCAGCAUAAUCGGUGUGAUCAUGGUAUCUGCCGCUCUGGUUAUGGACGCUUUCCUGGGCAACUUACAGGAAGCCAUUUUCAAGGUCAAUCCAGAGACCACGCAGACUGAAAUGCUGUUCUGUUCAACGGUGGUAGGGUUGCCCUUCUUGUUAGCUCCAAUGAUCUUGACAGGAGAGUUGUUCCGAGCAUGGAAAUCGUGCUCUCAGCAUCCGUACGUGUAUGGCGUCCUCGUGUUUGAAGCCAUGGCCACUUUCGUUGGUCAAGUCUCCGUCUUGUCCCUGAUCGCCAUUUUUGGCGCCGCAACGACAGCCAUGAUCACCACGGCUAGGAAGGCAGUGACCCUCCUCCUCUCGUACAUCAUCUUCACCAAGCCACUGACCGAACAGCAUGGCACCGGCCUGCUUCUGAUAGGCAUGGGGAUCACCCUCAAGAUGCUGCCCGACUCUGUGGCCUUUCCGGAGAGGCGGACGCCGGUGAAGCCACCGAUGCCGGAAAAGGAGGACGCCACCGGCGGAGGGGAGGACGAGGAGAGCAAGAAGUUGAUCUCGACAGUUUGAUUUUAUCAUAUACCCAUCCUUCCACGUUCCCUUUCCGAGCUUUACAAAACUUACAGAAGGAAGAGAAGCUGAGAAAAUAGUAAAACGAGAGGGGAAUGGUCGUUUUUCGCAAGAGGAGUGAUCGUUUUGGGCAAUGGUGGAGAAGGGGCAAGCAAUUGUGAUGGGUAGCGUGUAUACACAAUUCUGGUUAUGUGGCGUCAUUAUCUAUGUGGUGUACAUGAUGGAGAAAGGAGAAGAGUAGGAGUUUUCAAAUAAGAGAGGAAGAUGAUCACUAAAAAUAAUGGUUCGUCUUUCUUGAAGUUUUUUAAUUUUAAAGAAGGUAUGGUUAACUAUAGUUACAUAUGGGGUCGGGUCAGGAAAGCAGAGUGGAAGUUGUAUUUGAAUAGGAGUGGAACCAUGAUUUGGAUCACCAACCCAUCUCGUUUCAUCGCCUUUACAAAGAUUCAAAUUAUAUGUUGGUAAAAGUACAAAGAUUUAUUGCAAAACAAGUGGACAUAUAUAUACGUCUCUCAAUGUACUAUUCUUUUGUUGAUUGGGUUAGAUUGUUGUUAUCAAUAUGGGAUAAAAGACUCUUUGUGUUUC
This is a messenger RNA of Nymphaea colorata (pocket water lily), 1943 nucleotides long. Its product is annotated as UDP-galactose/UDP-glucose transporter 2-like. Gene Ontology annotation, biological process: transmembrane transport. The transcript is spliced from 7 exons. The record is from RefSeq and is a predicted model, not a curated record. NCBI's taxonomy places the organism in Eukaryota, Viridiplantae, Streptophyta, Magnoliopsida, Nymphaeales, Nymphaeaceae. The coding region runs from base 309 to 1361 and encodes 350 amino acids. Gene Ontology annotation, molecular function: transmembrane transporter activity. Gene Ontology annotation, cellular component: Golgi membrane; endoplasmic reticulum membrane.